Molecule: messenger RNA, 3835 nt
Organism: Closterium sp. NIES-67
Lineage: Eukaryota; Viridiplantae; Streptophyta; Zygnematophyceae; Desmidiales; Closteriaceae
Source: the annotation of a GenBank genome assembly
CCUUGAGAUUUGUUUCCUUCGGUUUACCCCAGGCUCAGCGAUCGAAUCUCUCACAGUCGUUUGCUAUAUUCAAGCUCACUUUACCAUCAUAGUGGGUUAUUUAAAAUGCAAACUGGGCCUGCUUUGUCGCUCGCUCACGACUACCGAGUUCGUCGCUGAAUCGGUCGCUGUCAGCUCUAUCGAUCGGCGCGGCCACCAAUUGACCGUUGGAUCGCCGGCACCAUUAGUCACAUCAGCCAUGACCUCUCAGCUCCAGCGUCCGUCCUCGUCGCUUGCUGAUGACUCCGCUGGACGCAUGGAAGCGGCCAUGUACAACGACCCUCAGCGCAGAGCACGAUUCGAGGCGUACAGUCGUCUGCAGUCGUGCGCGGUGGCGUUCGGCGAGCAGCUGCCGCUGCCCGAGAUCGUGGUGGUGGGGGGGCAGUCGGACGGCAAGAGCUCGCUGCUCGAAGCCUUGCUGGGCUUCCGCUUCAACAUCCGCGAGGUGGAGAUGGGCACUCGCCGCCCUCUCAUCCUGCAGAUGAUGCAUCGCCCGGACGCCCUCCAGCCGCUCUGCCGCCUGCAGGACGAGCACUCGGACGCGUACGGCCCCGUGCUGCACCCGCUCUCCGCAGUGGCGGCAGCGCUCAAGCAGCGCACGCACGACCAUCUCAACGCGCUACGCAAGGCCAGCAGCGGAGCGCCUGCUGCGGGCUCUGUAGAUGCGAGCGGUGGCGGGGGAGCGCGGGGCAGAGGCCCUGGCGGGCCCAUAGUGAGCUCGAAGGCCAUGGUGAUGCGUGUGGAGUACGCCUUCUGCGCGUCGCUCACGCUCAUCGACACGCCCGGGUUCAUCCUCAAGGCGCGGCGAGGCGAGCCGGAGAGCACGCCAGCGGACAUAGAGGCGAUGGUGGUGGAGCUGAUGGCGCCGCCACACCGCCUCAUAGUGUUCCUGCAGCAGAGCAGCGUCGAGUGGUGCUCCUCACUCUGGCUCGACGUCGUGCGGCGGGCAGACCCCCAGCUGCGCCGCACGGUCAUCGUGGCCUCCAAGUUCGACAACCGUCUCAAGGAGUUCUCGGAGAGGUGGGAGGUGGAUCGCUACCUCAGCACAGGGGGCUACUUCCACUCCGCCCGCUCGCCGAUCCCUGCCUCUGCCACUGCGGCUGCUGCUGCGUCGCCAUUCUCAUCUCCCACGCCAGCCCCGCCAGCCCAGGGCUUGGUUAGCCCUGGCAGCACAGGCGGUGCUCCUCUGGCGCCCCUGCGAGGGCCCUUCUUCAUUGCGCUGCCCAAGGACAUGAGGGACAAGGACAAGAGCGCAGGGGGUGCUGGCGGCGCUGGUAGCACGGAGGGUGAGAGUGGUGGGAGCGAGAGUGUGCAGGAGAGUGCACGGCUGCGGCGGCAGAUAGCGGAGGUGGAUGCGGCGGUGCUGCACUUCCUGCGCAGCGAGGUGGCGGGGGGGUUCGACGAGCGGCAGUACGGCGGGCAGAUAGGGUUCGGCAAGCUCAAGGCGUUCCUGGAGGACGAGCUGCAGCGCAGGUACAGCGCAGCGGCGCCUGCAGUGCUCGCACAGCUGGAGCGGAGAUGUGCUGAUGUGGCAGAGCAGGUGGCGUGUGUGGAGCAGCGGCUGUGUGCAGCGAGUGACGUGGCGGCUAUGAGGAGGCUGGCAAUGCGGCACGUGGUGGCCACCACUAGCGCCAUGCUGUGUAUGUUGGACGGGGCAGUGGAGCCCGACCCGUCCCAGUGGGGCCUGACCACGCACGAGGAGCAGGCGGCCAGCGCUGUGGGCCACUGGCCGGGCGUGCCACCACACGCCUUCCAGCAGGCGGCACGCGCCCUCAGGCACUGCAAGGGGCGGGAUGGGGAGGACGAGGAGGAGGGCGAGGAGGAUGGCGAUGGGAGGGGGGGCAGCAUGGGCGGGGUGGUGAACGAGGGGCUGCGGCUGUAUGGCGGGGCGGCGCUGAUGAGAGUGGUGCACGAGUUUAGCAUCGCUGCGUGGGCCGUCUCCUGCCCCAACACCUCACGCGACAAGGUCGCGAAUGCCCUCCUGGCGAAGCAGUCCACGUUUGGGUGCAAUGGGGCGGGUGGUGUGUCGUCAGCAGCGGUGGCAGCGACGGCAACAGAGGUGGCGCGUGCAGCAGUGCUGGCGCGCUUUGCGCCGCUGAUGGACGCCCUGUGUGUGCGCAUCGCCUUCCUGCUGCGCCGCCUCCUCGACGUCGCCCUGCAGCGCGUCAAGUCCGAGUGCGAGGCCAAGCCAAGUCAGCACACGGACUUCUUCCAGCCACCCGCUGCCCAGCGCCAGGCGCACUCGGCAGCAUCAGGAUCAUGGUCGGCAUCAGCAGCGCUGCCGCCAUGCGUGGCGCUGGAGCCGUUCCUGGGCUUUCACUCCGCCCUGCGCUCUGCCUAUGACGCCUUCCUCGCCUCCCUCUCCUCACGCUGCCGCCAGCUGGCUCAGCACCACGUGCGCUCCGCUGCCUGCCACCUGCUGGGGCCCGCUGCUGCUGCUUCUGUGGUGCCUCAGGCGCACGGAGCAUCCGUGCUGCCGCCUGCCCCGCUGGGCCUGCGCCUGCCCCUGGACCUCCAGAGCCACACGCCCCUGCCCUCUGCCACCACGCGGGCAGGGAAGGAGGGCAUAUGUGCAAGGGCAGCAGCAGCCGGUGCAGAUGAGAACGCCGGGAGGGCAGAGAGGGGGGCGGUGCCUCGCCAUGGACGGAUUCCCCUGUAUCCCGCUGCUCCUGCUGCUGCUGCUCACAACACGGCGAGUGCGAGGGCUGAGACGUACUCAACGCCAGUCAAAGGCGGUGCUGCUGCCGCGUGCGCUGCAGGUGCUGGUGGUGCGGGAGGGGGUGCAGAGGCUCAGGCGCUGCGGGAGUGCCACAUGACGGUGCCAGAGACACCCUCGCCUGACCUGCAUGCCAGGGAGGAAGCAACAGCGGCCAAGUGGAAGGAGUAUGCAGAGAUCAGCGGCCGGCUGCUCUUGGCGGGUAGCGGGCUCGCUGGGUCUGGAGCGGGGUUGACAGGGCAUGGGGCAAGGCAGUCAGGUGGCAGUGGAAGGGAAGCAGGCAAGGGGAAUGGCAUGGAAGGGACAGGCAACAGAUCUGCAGGAAGGGAAGGGGAAGCGGUUGGAGCAGGGGGGUGUGGCGAGGGACCAGGGGAGAGGGGCGCGCGAGGAGAAGAGCCGACAAUGAAGAGCGACUACGAUGUGGGUGGUGGCAGGGGUAGCAAGCGCACUGUCGGUGGCGUGCUCAAUGAUCCACACGCUGGGGCUGCAUCGAAGAAGAGACAGGAGGGGGGGGGGCACAGGGAUGGCGGGAAGGAGAUUGCGAAGAGCAGAGAAGGGAAGGGAGUUGAAGGUGGAGGAAUGAGCAAGUCUGGGUACAGCCGAGUGAAGGAGAUGGUGGAGAUGGAAUUCCAAGGCAUGAAAAUGACCCUCGCAUCGCAUGCACCCUUUGCCAUCCUCUCAGCCUUUCAGACACCCUUCCGCGAGGGUGUGGCGGCAUGGCUGCUGGAGGCACUGUUUGCGCGGUGUGAUGCGGAGGUCAUGGCCAUGUUCACUGCACCUGCCGCUGUCAGCAAGAUGCAGGCCGAGCAGGAGGCAGCCACGCACAGAAUGGAGUCUCUCGCCAAGUGCCUGGACGACUUCCGGUCAGCAUGUGAAUCAAUCCAGUAGAGCAUGGAUUGGCAUGGGGGAUCAUGCCUCCAUCUGAUGCUGGAGCGUGCUUGGGCUGCCCCAGGACGGUUGGUGAUGGUGAUGGUGAUGGAGCCACUUGUAACACAGGGCGUUCGCCAACAGGUUAUUCUGCCAAUACUCUCUCCACAAAUUGGAGACAAUGGGAUGUCUUAUGGCGGGUUGCUGUUGUAU